Podospora bellae-mahoneyi is the source of this 1005-nucleotide messenger RNA. RefSeq lists its product as uncharacterized. Bases 1 to 1005 code for a protein of 334 amino acids. The record is from RefSeq and is a predicted model, not a curated record. NCBI's taxonomy places the organism in Eukaryota, Fungi, Ascomycota, Sordariomycetes, Sordariales, Podosporaceae. The transcript has a single exon.
AUGACAAAGCAGGCCACUAAGAUCGCCCAAACCUCCCGGUUGGGUCGUGGCUGUUUUGAGCCUCACGUCUCGUCUCCGCUCCAACCCCUGGUUUUGGACCCCGAGUCGCAGAUUGACGAGGACGCCCCGGCUACGACCACUGCUGGCCUCGCUUCUCUGACCGACGAGGCUGAAAAUAGCACUGCUGCCCAAACCUCCGGGACCGACGACGACGAGAUCGAUGAGAAGAAGCUUAAUGACGACAAAUUCGACGAUGACGAUGACAAGGACUCUGCCCGUAUUCCUCUGGGCGACAUUACUCACCUUCUCACCAUUCCGGCCAACUCCAAGACUUUUGGCCUGCCCCAAAUUGCCCGUCCCACUUCCCACAACUUUGCUCCCAAGAAGGCCCACAAAGUUGCAGAGCAAGGCCCAGAGCCUGAGCCCUCUGGAAAAACCCAGGCUGCCAUCGACAUUCCUCGCACCCACCGCAAUAACGCUGCUUCGAGUUUCAAUUUGAGGGUUGAGCUUCCUGAGCAGGACGAGAACACCCAACCUCUCUCGAUGCCUCCCCGCCGCCGCUCUGGGCCUUUGGCUCAUCGGGCUGGACCUUCGACUCAUUAUAUUCACGUCCCAUCUUUCGUCAUCAACGACGGAUCCCCCGAUCACGCCGAGAUGGCUCGCCAGUGGGUUCUCGAGUACCGCAAGGAAAUUCAAGAGUGCGAGGAAUGGAAUGCCGAGUCUCGCAAGCUCAUGUCCAUGAGAGGCACUCCUCGUGGUCGCCGACUCGUCAAGAAGUCUGGCCGCAUCAGCUCCAGCCCUCUUUUCAAGAGCGAGACCAAGACGAAGUUUGGCUUUGACCUUGGUGAGCAGGAACAGAAACUGGACUUUGAGAUCUUUGUCGACGAGGACUGCGAGCCCAUCACCUCCACUGCUGCUAAGAAGUGGAAGAUAAAGGCUGUCGCUGCUGUAGUCGAGGACACAGACUCAAUAUCCGACUUUCAGUUGCCUUCUCCCAUCUUCUAG